AAAAAAAAAAAAAAAAAAAAAAAAGCAAAACCUAGCUAGCUACAAAAACCUAUAUAGCCAUGGCCGCAGUAGCUCCCAGCAGGAAGAAACAACCUACGACGACGUUUGUUCUAAAGGUGAGCAUCCACUGCGACGGCUGCGCACGUGACAUCAAGAAGAAUGUGGAGAAAAUGGAGGGAGUGGACACCGUUAAAGUAAACUCAGAGCAGCAAACGGCGGUGAUCACCGGAACCCUACACCCCGACAAAGUCAUAGCCAUGCUUUACAAAAAAUUCAAGAAAAAAGCAGAGCUUCUGCCCAACAAACCCGCGAUAAAACCUCCUCAGCCGUCGCAGGUGGUCGUUCCCAGGAACCCCGGAAAAGUUUGUUCUCAGGUUGGGCAAUCAUGGGGUGCCAAUAAUCUGCUGGGUGAUCCGUACAAGGCGGCGCAGUUCGUUAGAGAGGUGAGUAGGAUUCCUGGGCUCUCAGGUGUGAAGUUUACUAAUCUGAUUAGUAAUCAGGGCGUCGCUAAUGCCAUGGAGCUCAAAUUCACUCCCACCAACAAACAAACUAAUAAAUAUUGAUGUGUCUUUGAAAGGUUUGAAGGUUUAGUCUACAGUGUACGAGAAAUAAUGUCAGUUUAACUUGCAUGCAUACCUAGUACUAGAUAAAUUAAUGUACUGUGUGUCUGUGUCAGCUUUAAUUUCAGGUUAUGUAUGAUUUGUUUCAUAAUAUAUUGUCUUAUGUCAGUUAUGUGUACUGUGAAUUUAAAUAAAUACCAAAGUGCAUCUUUUAGUUUA
Messenger RNA from Ipomoea triloba (trilobed morning glory), 779 nucleotides. RefSeq names its product heavy metal-associated isoprenylated plant protein 25-like. The coding region runs from base 60 to 563 and encodes 167 amino acids. Gene Ontology annotation, molecular function: metal ion binding. The record is from RefSeq and is a predicted model, not a curated record. The transcript has a single exon. NCBI's taxonomy places the organism in Eukaryota, Viridiplantae, Streptophyta, Magnoliopsida, Solanales, Convolvulaceae.